AGAGGAGCGAAGCACAGGAGAGCUGGGUGGGCAUGACAUGUGAGCAAAGUCUGCACAGAUACAACACAUACUUAAAGUAUGUCUGCGGCACGGGCGCCUCGGAGAUCUACUGUACUUUGCACAGGUGAACAAGGGCUCGGCUGCUGAUUUGACUGCUAUUGUUUUAACGCACCGUGCUGAGAGAAGAGCGACGCGGCAGCGGAGGCUCCCCUGUCUCCGCUUCACCCCGAUUCAGUCUGGCAGGUGCAGCAUUCAGGAGAGGGGCGGAGGAAGAGCUGCUGUUUAAUUAACUAUCCGACUAAACGCUGCCGCGCAGAACACCGUGACGGCUUUACCGAGUGGCCGCAGAGACAAAAACGCACAGGAGAGUACACUAUGUCAAAGGACACGAGAGGAAAAGGUUCAGGAAGAAAACACAGCGCCUCUCAUUGGUGUCUGCAGAAUAUUGCACAAGAGUCGGUUGACAGCUCCGAUGAGGAGUUCUUUGAUGCCAGAGCAGAUGUUAUGGAAGGGAAGAGCGCCAUUCUGCUGGGCAUGAGUCAGUGGAACUCAAAUGACCUGGUGGAGCAGAUCGAAACUCUAGGACAAAUGGAAGACAAUUCACACGAGGGUCUGUACCAGCUGAGAGGUCCACGCUGUCCCCCUCAGAGCAGCAUUGAAGGUCUGGAGGAUGCAGAGCGGAAAUGUAAAACCCAUGUGCUGUUGCUUGUUGUGCACGGGGGAAACAUCUUGGACACAGCAGGCGGAGACCCCAGUACAAAGGCCGGGGACGUGGCCACAUUGGCCUCAGUGCUAGAGAAGGUUACACGGGCGCAUUUUCAGGCUGCGGCACAGCACGUGAUGAUCAAGCUGGUGGCAUGUCCGGCCGUGUGUGCUGAAGCCUUUUCCCUGGUGUCUAAUCUGAACCCAUACAGCUAUGAUGAGAGCUGUGUGUCCAGCAGUGUGGACCACCUACCUCUGGCUGCUCUCCCUCUUCUUGCCAUUGUGUCUCCACGCUACCAGGAUGCCGUGGCGACUGUCAUCGAUCGAGCCAACCAGGUUUAUCGCAGUUUCCUGCUGUCAGAAGAUGGCCAGGGAUUUGCAGGGCAGGUUUGCCUGAUGGGUGACUGCGUGGGUGGAGUGCUGUGCUUUGACGCUCUGUGCUUCAGCAACCACCCGAGGCCUGGCAGCCCCAACAAUAGCAGCAGGAACAACAGCACUGAGAGCCUGAAGGAUAACUCUGGUCUGCUGGUGCAGUCCAGCCCAGGUCUGAGUUCCAGCAAGAGGCUGAGUAAGAGUAACAUUGACAUUUCUGUGCCCAACGAAGGCCAGGGCGGUCCGCCACUCAGCCGGAAGCAGAGCGACUCGUAUGAUGGAGACACUUCAUCUACUGGCCAGCACAACUUUUUCUCCAGUUUAAUGAAGGAGAGUGUGGAGGUGCGUGGUGGCAGUAGCACCAGUCUGGUGUUGAACCCUGGACGCUUUGAGUUUGAGGUGUCAGACUGCUUCCUGCUGGGCUGCCCAUUGGGCCUUGUGUUAGCCAUGAGACGCACUGUGCUGCCAGCCGUCCAGGUGAGUCAGCUUCAUCCAGCUUGCUCCCAGAUCUUCAACCUGUUUUAUCCGUCGGACCCUUCAGCCUCCAGACUUGAGCCGCUGCUUCAGCCUCUCUUCCACAAGUUGCCACCGUUUGCUGUGCCGCGCUACCAGCGCUACCCCCUUGGAGAUGGACGCUCAGUGCUUAUAGCGGAUAAUAUCCAAGGACAUCCAAGUGUGUUUUUGGAAGGUGAGCAGCCUCAUGGAGGUAAAGCUCCAGAGCAGUCCUCUGAGAUGAAAACUGAAGGAAGAAGGGGAGAUGGGGGAGGUCGUCGAACCAGUGUGACCAGUGUGGAAAGUGAACUUUCAGCUUGCUCUAUGGGUCAACUGGGAAACACUAUCACUAAUAUUUCCAGUAGUUGGUGGGGCUCAAAGAGGCUGGACUAUGCUCUGUACUGCCCAGAUGUGCUGACUGCAUUUCCAACAGUGGCUCUGCCUCACCUUUUUCACGCCUCCUACUGGGAAUCCACUGAUGUUGCUGCUUUUGUUCUCCGACAGCUCAUGCGAUGUGACUGUGUGAAGACCCAGGAAGCCGACCACUUGGACUCAGCUCCGUUCUCUCCAUCCAGCCCGCGUGAAAAAUGGCUCAGAAGGAGGACACAUGUCAAACUAAGGAAUGUCACGGCCAACCACAGAGUGAACGAUGUCAUCGCUACAGAAGAUGGACCCCAGACUCUGGUUGGUCGCUUCAUGUAUGGCCCCUUGGACAUGGUCACUCUGACUGGAGAAAAGGUUGACAUCCUGUUGAUGACACAACCUCAGUCUAGCCGCUGGGUGCACUUUGACACAGAGGUGACCAACAGCAGUGGUAGAGUCAUGUACACCAUACCCAAGAGCAAGAAGCUUGGUCUGGGAGUAUAUCCAGUAAAAAUGGUUGUCAAAGGGGAUCAAACCAGUGCAGAGGCCUACCUGACUGUGUUGCCACGGGGCAUGGAGUGUGUGGUCUUCAGUAUCGAUGGAUCUUUUGCUGCUAGUGUGUCCAUUAUGGGCAGUGAUCCCAAGGUCCGCGCUGGAGCUGUUGAUGUUGUCAGACAUUGGCAGGAUCUUGGGUAUCUUAUCAUCUACAUCACAGGCCGUCCUGAUAUGCAGAAGCAACGUGUGGUGUCUUGGCUCUCGCAGCACAAUUUCCCCCACGGGAUGAUCUUCUUUUCAGAAGGCCUGGUUCAUGAUCCCCUGCGACAGAAGACCAUCUUCCUCCGGAACCUCAUACAGGAGUGUCACAUUAAGAUCAACUCUGCUUAUGGCUCCAUGAAGGACAUCUCCGUUUACAACAUGCUAGGCCUCAGCCCCUCACAGAUUUAUAUUGUUGGCAGACCUUCAAAGAAAUACCAGAAUCAGUGCCAGUUUCUUAGUGAAGGUUAUGCAGCUCACCUCUCCACACUUCAGUUUGGACACAGAGCCAGACCCAAGAAAUCUCCUUCAGUUCGUAUGGUUUUAAGAAAAGGUUCAUUUGGUCUCUCAGCAAAGCCUGACUUCUUGUGUAAACGCACCCACCUGCGCAGGACCAUGUCGGUCCAACAGCCUGAUCCACCGUGCACACCCAACCCCAAGCCUGAGCGAGCUCAGAGCCAGCCAGAGUCAGAUAAGGACCAUGGUGGAGGAGGAGGAGGAGGUGGACAAAGUGCAUGGGGCCGGGCUGCCAUGCAUCGUGGAGAUACCACUCCCUGACAUCAAGAAAGAGAUGGAGGGAUUGUUGGAGAGAAAAGGAAAAAAUGGGAAUUAGCAUCCAGGACCAAGUGGCACGUCUCUUUUCUGUACUCUGUACAUUGAACCCAGCUUUAUGUCCUCUACACUUUUCCUCCUAUGUGGACCUUUCCUUGACCUACUUUGUGGAUAAAAUUUGGUAUUCCAACAAGCAUUUUUUUCCACAAAUAUCUGUGUCAACCUCAAAUUCUAAAUGUAAAAUCUGAAGAAUGUACUUAAGACCAUUAUCUUAUGCACAGUGUAUUUAUGUGCACACACAUGCUCCAAAGCAUGAAAAAAUGAGAUGAUGAUGGUUACAUUGAAGCUUUGAACACCUUGUUCCAGUCUGAGCAACAGAUAACCAGAUGCUACACAACACUUUGGUCCGAUUCAGAGUGCUGUGCUGACAUGCAGCCAUGUUGACUGAUUCCAUCGCAAGCUCUGCUGAUGUAAAUACUCAGCACACAAAAGCCCCAGUGAGGGCCUCUGGAUACAACCACUAUAAUAUUCUGGGUUAGACUACAUGAUCUCUGAAGUCCGAAACCCUGAUGCAUUCAACUUCUGGCACCAUUUUACCCUCACUUUUUGAUGUUUUCCUUGUGGUCAGCUUACUACUCCCCCUCAAACCACAAACUUCGCACCCCUUAAUCCGUCAGGCAGAACAUGCUUUCUGACAGCCACCUCAGUUCUGCAGUCAUUUAAAGGCUGUGGAAUGUGCAGCUCAGCUCCUGAGGUCACAUUUGCACUAAACUGCAGCAGCUCCAGAAACAAAGAGUUGCAUUGUAUUGCAUUUGUAAAUUUGUUUUCUGCUGCUUGUAGGUCACUGCAAUGACUGAUUAAAUACAGUUACUGAGAAGAAAAAGCUAAAUGUUUACAGACUGACAGAUGUGAAAACAUGAUGAGAAAUACUUCCAUCAGAAAAUAACAAUGGCAGUGUAAAAAGCUUUAUUGGCAACAUUCGUUUAGCUGUUUGGUAGUAGCAGUAGCUUGGAGGAUAUUGUGCACUCAAUGCCAGUUGCACUGAAAUUUGUUACAGCUGCACUGAAACCAAUAGAUAUGUGCUGAAAUCUGACGCUGUCGUGUGCACUUGAAGUUAAAUUAAGUCUUAUGUGGUUAUGUUUGAAAACCUGUGCAAGUUGAACAUAUUUUUUUUUAUUGAGAAAUACUGUAAAUACAAAUAUUUUCAAUGUUUUUGAAGCUUUCAUUUAAUUUGCUCAGAUGUUGAUUUUUGCCUUAAAUUGUAUUUGAUGUUAUGCAGAGAAUCAGAAAGAUUUGUUUGACCAAAGUAUUAAGUUUUACCUGUCAUUUAUGACAAAGUGCAUUUUAUGUUGUUGAUAUUUAACAUGUUUUAGAUAGUCUAUAUGCCUGCCUGAGUAUGUGUGCGAGUAUGAUGGUGUAUAGUUACAUUUACAGACAACAUUAGGACAGUUAUGAUGAGUAUAGGCCUCAUUAUAGGAAUGAGAGGACACAGGGAAACCAAUGUUGACAUGUCUGCAUGGUAUCGCUGCAGCUCACUACUGCCGGUUUUUCAGAACAGAGUGUGUAUUUUUUUAGCACUGGAUUGAAGCAGUGUGUCAGAGGAUUACUCGGUCGCAGUUUUUUAUACCUGCUAUUAAAGAAAAGGGGCUUAUGAGUUCUUAGCGUGCAGGGAUAAGCGUGCAUAGCAAAGCAGAACUUGCAAUCCAGGUGGGAGCUAUCUUUAACUCUUUUUCUCUCACCUCCUCCACCCCCUAUGUAGUACAGUAAUUAGUUAUUUGAUUACUCCUGAGUAUGUAUGAUUCCCUAUUGUGCCACCCCUGUAAUUGCAGUGCAGCUAUUAGCAUUCCUUUAUAACUAUAUAAUAUUGUAAAACAACAGUUAAAUACUUAAUUUUGUUCUGCAUUUAGAUGAUUAUUGCUACAACAUUGUUCUCCAAGAAACCAAACUAUCAUUCCAGUCAAUGUCCAAUCAUAAAUUAAACAGACCAUACUAGUCUGCAUAACAAACACACAACAUCUUAAAUGCCAUUAUGAUACACUGAAGGAGUGAAAUAUUUAAGCUGGAAAGCAUUUAAACACACAAAAGCUAAUAAAUGGCAAUUAACAGUCUAAUGGUUAAAUGCUGUGUGCAUGCUAAUUAUUUGAUAUUGUUCAUUAUUGGCUAUCAACUGUCAUGUUUGUGGUACUCUUAACAAGUAUUUAUCUAUGCUUAAGUGAGUAAAAAUUCAUGGAAAAUUAUGUUAACCACUUUUAUCUGGGGAAAAAAAAGUUUUCAACAGUAAAAAUCUCAAUGCAAAUCAGACAAUUAUUUCUAGUUUUAAUGGUAUGAAUUUUGUUUUAUUCUUAGAUAAUAAACAUACAACUAAUAAAAAAAUCAUAAUUUGAAUUUCUGGGAUUAUACAAAGAACUUUGAUAUGCCUCAUAUCAUUUAAUUAGAAGUAUUCAAACACCAUGACUUAACUGUUUGGGAAUGAGCUUAUUUGCCAUUUAUUAACAAUGUAUGACAUGUUACUGGUUCUAAUAUUUUACUCAGGCCUCUUGACUAAUGAAAAGAACUUUAUUAAAUUAACUGCUGCAAAGAUCAUUGUUUUGUACAGAUCUGUGAUAAUGAAUUUGUUGUUGUGUUUAUUAGACUCAGUUCAUCUUUCAUAUUGCAUAAAUAAAGAUAUUUCAGAGUUGAAGGAC
Messenger RNA from Melanotaenia boesemani (Boeseman's rainbowfish), 5918 nucleotides. It is a transcript of the gene pitpnm3, whose product is annotated as PITPNM family member 3. The transcript has 20 exons. Lineage: Eukaryota; Metazoa; Chordata; Actinopteri; Atheriniformes; Melanotaeniidae. Gene Ontology annotation, molecular function: phosphatidylinositol binding; phosphatidylcholine binding; phosphatidylinositol transfer activity. Gene Ontology annotation, biological process: phospholipid transport. The coding region runs from base 376 to 3240 and encodes 954 amino acids. The record is from RefSeq and is a predicted model, not a curated record. Gene Ontology annotation, cellular component: cytoplasm.